Molecule: messenger RNA, 476 nt
Organism: Cylindrotheca closterium
Lineage: Eukaryota; Bacillariophyta; Bacillariophyceae; Bacillariales; Bacillariaceae
Source: the annotation of a GenBank genome assembly
AUGAGAAAAAAGGAAAAAGUCAAGAAAUUGAAAGGUUAUUUGAAUGAAAUAAUUUCAAUGAAGGAAACUUUAAGGAAAAGGAUUCCAAAAGAAGAGUCUAAAUACAAUCUACUAUUCCAACAGGUUGGAAGUGACAAGAAAGCCGAAUAUGGAAAAGAUAAGGCAACUCUGAUUGCGCGAUUCAUUCAACAAAUCAAGGAUAAAGUUCAAAAUGAAGGAGUAUCGUUUAUCCAACAAUACUACCUAAAUAAGGGACUGAAAUUAUUCAAAGAAGAAGGUAAUAAGGCUGUGAUGAAAAAGCUUGACCAAUUGAUACAGAGAGAAUGUUGGGAACCAGUUCAUGUUGAAGACAUGACUGAUUUGGAAAAAAGAAGAGCCCAAGAUGCUAUGAUGUUAUUAGCUGAGAAAAACACUGGUGAAAUAAAAGGAAGAUGUGUAUACAAAGGAGAUGGAACUCGAGAAUGGCUAUCUCGAGA